AUGGCUGCAGCAACUAUUUCUAUUGAACAAGACCAGUUUUGUUGUUCAGUGUGCCUGGAGGUGUUAAGAGACCCGGUGACGAUCCCCUGUGGACACAGCUACUGCUUGGACUGCAUUGAAGAUUACUGGACAAGGGUCAAGCAGAAAGGCCAGUACAGCUGCCCACAGUGCAGGCAGGUGUUUAAUCCCAGGCCUCUGCUGAGUAGAAACACAGUUCUGGGCGAAGUGGUGGAAAAGUUUCAGAGAUCUGGAUUUCAAGACGCAGCUCAACACUUGGCCAAACCCGAGGAAGUGAAAUGCAGUGUUUGCACAUUGAGAAAAAGCAAAGCUGUAAAAUCCUGCCUUGUGUGCUCCGAGUCUUAUUGUGCUGUUCACUUGAGAGUCCACGAAGAACGCUUUCAUGGGAAGGUCCAUAAAUUGAUCCCAACUGUAGAUCAGCUGAGGGAGAAGCUGUGCCCACAUCAUGAUAAAUCACUGAGGCUGUACUGUCGCACUGACCAGCAGUGUGUGUGUUCCCAGUGUGUCAAAGAGAGACACAAGGGCCAUGAUGCAGUCUCAGUGGUGGAUGAGAGAGCAACACAACAGAAAAAACUCCAAGAAGCCUCUUUGAAGUCUGUGCAGAAAUUGAAGGACAAGGAGAAGGAACUUAGAUAUGUUGUCAGAUACAUUAAGCACUCCACAGAAGCAGCAGUGGAGGAAAGCGAGAGGGUUUUCUCCAAGUUGAUCCGCUCCAUAGAGAAACAAAGCAGUGAGGUGAAGGAGGUGAUGAGAGUCCAGGAGAGAGCAGCUGUCAGUCAGGCCGAGGAGCUGCUGGAGAUGAUCCAGAGGGACAUAACCGAGCUCAGGAGGACCGGUGCUGAGCUGGAUAAGAUUUCUGGCACUGAGGACCACACCCACUUUCUUCAGAAGUGCAAGUCUCUUCAUUUCACUACGAAGACUGUGGAGAUGCCCAGCGCUGAUGCACUUCAAUAUAUGAUGUAUAAAACCAUGAGAGGAGCCCUAGCUGAUCUCAAAGACAGUCUGGACGAAACACUUGAAAGAGAAUUCAACAGGAUCUCUGAUAAAGUCAUUUCACUGAAGGAGACCAGCAAUCAAAGUACCUCUGAAAAGACUAAAGUAAAAGACACUGAGGUACCAUGCAACCUAGAACCGAAGACAAGAGCUGAUUUUCUACAAUAUUACAACGAUAUAACCCUGGACUUGAACACAGCCAACCCUUAUCUAAGCUUCUCUGAUGGUCAAAGAGGGGUGACCACACGUUCGGAGCCACAGCCAUACCCGGACCAUCCGCAUCGCUUCACCAGCUGGGCCCAGGUGCUGUGCAGAGCUGGGAUGGCUGGACGCUGCUACUGGGAGGUAGAGUGGGCUGGUAACGGAGGGGUUUCCAUCGGCGUCUGCUACAAAAACAUGGGCAGGAGUGGAGCAGGGAGUGACUGUAAGCUUGGACACAACUCCAAAUCCUGGAGCCUGGACUGCUCUUACUCAGUCUGUUCAUUUCAGCACAAUAAGGAGGGUUUGAUCAUCGCUGCUCCGUGCUGCAGCAGGAUAGGAGUGUAUCUGGAUUUCAGGGGUGGGACUUUGUCUUUCUAUAAUGUUUCUGAUACAAUGGUUUUACUCCAUAAAGUCAAGACUACAUUCACCCAGCCUGUAUACCCAGGAUUUUGGGUGGGUUUAAGCUCUACUUUGAGGCUGUGCUCUCUUUAA
Sander lucioperca (pikeperch) is the source of this 1704-nucleotide messenger RNA. RefSeq names its product E3 ubiquitin/ISG15 ligase TRIM25-like. Gene Ontology annotation, molecular function: protein binding; zinc ion binding. The record is from RefSeq and is a predicted model, not a curated record. Lineage: Eukaryota; Metazoa; Chordata; Actinopteri; Perciformes; Percidae. The transcript is spliced from 7 exons. Bases 1 to 1704 code for a protein of 567 amino acids.